Molecule: messenger RNA, 2493 nt
Organism: Nomascus leucogenys (northern white-cheeked gibbon)
Lineage: Eukaryota; Metazoa; Chordata; Mammalia; Primates; Hylobatidae
Gene: ITGBL1
Product: integrin subunit beta like 1
Biological process (GO): integrin-mediated signaling pathway; cell-matrix adhesion; cell migration
Cellular component (GO): focal adhesion; cell surface; integrin complex
Molecular function (GO): integrin binding
Source: RefSeq, a predicted model, not a curated record
ACCCCGCCCAGAGCAGUGCCGCUGCCCAAAUCCUCGCAGGCAGCUCAUCAACGCAAUUGCAACUCCUGCUGGAGCCCCGGACCUGCAAGCCUGGGUGUCCGUCUGCCCGGCCAUCUGCUGGUGGCACCUCUCCCUCCUGCCGCCUCCCUCGGUGAACCCCACCUUGCAGAAGUGCAGCUCGCCCUGAGCAGCCCAGGAGCGGCCCAGGAGCUCAGCAUGCGUCCCCCAGGCUUCAGGAACUUCUUGCUGCUGGCGUCCUCCCUUCUCUUUGCUGGGUUGUCAGCUGUUCCUCAAAGCUUCUCGCCAUCUCUGAGGAGCUGGCCGGGCGCCGCCUGCAGGCUGUCCCGGGCCGAGUCGGAGCGCCGCUGCCGCGCACCUGGGCAGCCCCCGGGGGCCGCGCUGUGCCACGGCCGGGGCCGCUGCGACUGCGGCGUCUGCAUCUGCCACGUGACUGAGCCGGGCAUGUUCUUCGGGCCCCUGUGUGAGUGCCACGAGUGGGUGUGCGAGACCUACGACGGGAGCACCUGUGCAGGCCAUGGUAAGUGUGACUGUGGCAAGUGCAAGUGUGACCAGGGAUGGUAUGGGGAUGCUUGCCAGUACCCAACUAACUGUGACUUGACAAAGAAGAAAAGUAACCAAAUGUGCAAGAAUUCACAAGACAUCAUCUGCUCUAAUGCAGGUACAUGUCACUGUGGCAGGUGUAAGUGUGAUAAUUCAGAUGGAAGUGGACUUGUGUAUGGUAAAUUUUGUGAAUGUGACGACAGAGAAUGCAUAGACGAUGAAACAGAAGAAAUAUGUGGAGGCCACGGGAAGUGUUACUGUGGAAACUGCUACUGCAAGGCUGGUUGGCAUGGAGAUAAAUGCGAAUUCCAGUGCGAUAUCACCCCCUGGGAAAGCAAGCGAAGAUGCACGUCUCCAGAUGGCAAAAUCUGCAGUAACAGAGGGACUUGUGUAUGUGGUGAAUGUACCUGUCACGAUGUUGAUCCGACUGGGGACUGGGGAGACAUUCAUGGGGACACCUGUGAAUGUGAUGAGAGGGACUGUAGAGCUGUCUAUGACCGAUAUUCUGAUGACUUCUGUUCAGGUCAUGGACAGUGUAAUUGUGGAAGAUGUGACUGCAAAGCAGGCUGGUACGGGAAGAAGUGUGAGCACCCACAGUCCUGCACACUGUCAGCUGAGGAGAGCAUCAAGAAGUGCCAGGGAAACUCUGAUCUGCCUUGCUCUGGGAGGGGUAAAUGUGAAUGUGGCAAAUGCACCUGCUACCCUCCAGGAGAUCGCCGGGUGUAUGGCAAGACUUGUGAGUGUGAUGAUCGCCGCUGUGAAGACCUCGAUGGUGUGGUCUGUGGAGGCCACGGCACAUGUUCCUGUGGUCGCUGUGUUUGUGAGAGAGGAUGGUUUGGAAAGCUCUGCCAACAUCCGCGGAAGUGUAACAUGACGGAAGAACAAAGCAAGAAUCUGUGUGAAUCAGCAGAUGGCACAUUGUGCUCGGGGAAGGGUUCUUGUCAUUGUGGGAAGUGCAUUUGUUCUGCUGAAGAAUGGUAUAUUUCUGGGGAAUUCUGUGACUGUGAUGACAGAGACUGCGACAAACAUGAUGGUCUCAUUUGUACAGGGAAUGGAAUAUGUAGCUGUGGAAACUGUGAAUGCUGGGAUGGAUGGAAUGGAAAUGCAUGUGAAAUCUGGCUUGGCUCAGAAUAUCCUUAACAAUUACAUGAGAGAGGUCUGGAUUCUUAUUUUUUCUAGGCCAUUAGAACAUAUAAAUGCAAAGGAAACCAUGUAUAUUCACCACUAGGACAGGUUAAAAAGACCAUUGUAUGUUUUUCUAUUUCUGAAUUACGCAUGAAAUCCGAGUACCUAUUAGAAAUGAGUUAUGCAAAUUCAGAUGCAAAUAAGCCUAGAAAAAAAUGUUUCUUCCAUAAUUAACACAAGUGGUUCCUGACGAGAGCAAUUUUUCCACCCAAAAGACAUUUGGCAGCAUCUACAGACAAUUUUGAUUGUCACACUGGGUGGGGUGGGAAGGUAUGCUGUAGGCAUUUGGUGGGUAGAGACCAGGGAUACUGCUCAGCAUCCUGCAGUGUACAGGACAGCCCCCAAACAAGGAAUUAUCCAGCCCCAAAUGUCAAUAGGGCCCAAAUUGAGAAACAUCGAGUUACAUGGCUAUUAGAAAUCCACAUUCUUACACAUGAAAGAUCAUAUUAGAAUCUAAGGAAAACAUGCAUAUUCACAUUAAUCAAUCGAUCAGAUUUUUCCAGAAUUCCAUAUCAGUCAACAUUUUAACAUGGGGACAAUGAAGACAAAUACACAGGAGGUAGAAUAUCAGAUUGGGGCUGGAUCAAGGGCAAAACCUGGUCAUUAAGUCAUUUGACAUCAAAUCAUUUAGCCACUAAGUUAUUUGUCUACUCUCACUUUAAACUCACCAAAAAAGAUUCUCUUAAAGAAAUUAUGAAAAAUGUACAAUUUAACAUUUUAAAUAAAUAGUGACAGAAGUUGUUUAUA